Messenger RNA from Knipowitschia caucasica, 1425 nucleotides. NCBI's taxonomy places the organism in Eukaryota, Metazoa, Chordata, Actinopteri, Gobiiformes, Gobiidae. The record is from the annotation of a GenBank genome assembly.
AUGCAGAAGACCUCCUACUACGACAACUCGGCUGCCGCGCUGUUCGGAGGCGGCUACGCGUCCUACCAGCUGCCCGGCGGCGGGAGCGCGGGCGCCACGGCGGCGGCGGUGGGUCCUGCUAACGGCUACGCGGGCGGGGGCGGCUACGAGGGCCCGCUGUCACAUCACCAGGUUCAGACGGCGAGCUAUCAGUCGGCCAACUCUCAUCUGGAGGUGGAGUCGUACCAGCGCGCCGCGUGCUCUCUGCAGGCACUAGGGGGCAGCACUCACCAGCCGCUGGUCAAGAGCAAAGACCUGAACGGCGGCUGCAUGGGCGCACAGGCGUCUCCUCCGCUCCCGUCCAACGCCACCAACAGCAGCAGCAGCAGCACACAGCAGCAGGCGGCGGGCACGGGGAAAGCCGCGCCUGUCGUCAAAAGUGCGUCCAACUCCAGUUCAGGCUCCGCCUCCUCGUCCAGCGCCUCCUCCACGGCCACCGGAGGCUCCUCCUCUUCUUCUCUGGCCUCUAACCCUGCACUGGCCAAACACAUCUUCCCCUGGAUGAAAGAGAGUCGACAGAACACGAAGCAGAAGAACGGAUCGCCAAGCAGCAGCGCCGCCGCCAACGCCUCCGUUGCCCCCGGCGACAGUGCCAGUCCUGGAGAGAAGAGUCCGACCGGAGGCUCGUCUGCGGCGUCGAAGCGAGCGCGCACGGCGUACACCAGCGCGCAGCUGGUGGAGCUGGAGAAGGAGUUCCACUUUAACCGUUACUUGUGCCGACCGCGGCGCGUGGAGAUGGCCAACCUGCUCAACCUGUCGGAGCGACAGAUCAAGAUCUGGUUCCAGAACCGCCGCAUGAAGUACAAGAAGGACCAGAAGUCCAAGGGCCUGAGCUCCAGCUCAGGGGGCCCGUCCCCCACCGGCUCCCCCCCCCUCACCAUGCAGUCCACCGCCGGCUUCCUCAACUCCAUGCACCCCAUGAGCGGGGGCUACGACGCCCCGUCCCCCCCCUCCUUCAACAAGCACCAGGGAGUGUCCUACUCCAUGUCCACUGCCUACUCCAACGUCCCCAUGAAGGGCUGCCCCCCCCAGCAGAAGUACGGGGCCCCGGACCCCGACUACGACCCUCACCACGGAUUAGUACAGAGCAACAGCGGCGGCUACGGCACGCCGAGCAUGCAGGCCAGCCCGGUGUACGUGCAGGGAGGGGGCUACGUCCAGGAGCCCAUGGGGGGGUCCGGGCCCUCCAUGUACGCUCUCAACCACCUGGGCCCCACGCCCCCCCUCCACCAGACCAUGGACUAUAACGGAGCGGGGCCCAUGGCCAACCAGCACCAUGUGGGCGGGGCCUGUGACCCCCCCACACACGCUACCUACACCGAGCUGUCGGCGCACCACUCCUCUCAGGGCAGAAUCCAGGAAGCACCCAAACUCACGCACCUGUAG